This is a messenger RNA of Gossypium raimondii (Peruvian cotton), 1617 nucleotides long. RefSeq lists its product as uncharacterized. The transcript has 5 exons. Gene Ontology annotation, molecular function: structural constituent of ribosome. NCBI's taxonomy places the organism in Eukaryota, Viridiplantae, Streptophyta, Magnoliopsida, Malvales, Malvaceae. Gene Ontology annotation, biological process: translation. Gene Ontology annotation, cellular component: ribosome. Bases 70 to 1386 code for a protein of 438 amino acids. The record is from RefSeq and is a predicted model, not a curated record.
AACCCCUUUCAAUUAUCUCCAUCUCCCCCCAAACCCUAAAAACAGUUCUCUUUCAAUCCCCCCGUAGCUAUGGCACUCCUCCUCGCCAGAUCCAGACGCAGAUCCCUCGCCAACCCUUCACUCUUCCACCUUUACUCCACUUCUUCAAAUGACCCAGACAACGAUAACGCCACCACGAACGGCAACCACUCCGCCAAUAAUCCCCCUUCAGUCUCUUCUUACUUCGGCGAUGUCAAAACUGACCAACACCAACAAAGACCCAGAAACCCCACAAAUCCUUCGACUCCCAAUUCCAAACCCAUGUCAGUAAGCGCUUCCUUACUGGAAAUCCGUAAGAAUCUCUCCGAGUUCCGCCGACGUUCCACGGUGCCAUCUUCUGCUGAGCCCAUUCCCACACCAUCACAAUCACAGCCACAUAUUUCGUUCCAAGAAUUAUUCAAACGAAACGCCUUAGCUAAACAAGGGGAGUCCAACGAAAGUCCUGAUGGUUUUGGUACUAGUGGGAAACGGGCGAUGGAAACUUUAAGGAACAGUCUGCGGCACAUGAAACAGAAUUCUGAGGCGAAUAACAACGUGGAGGGAAGAUCAGGUCCAUUAAUCUCUUUAUCGGCAUUUAAGAAUGAUUUAAAAUUGAAGCCUUCAGCUGACAGAGUGGUCUCCCCGGUGAUUGGUGGGACUUCGGCUGAACUACCGGCCUCGAUUUUCGCGAGGGAGAUGAAAGGUAAGGCUAAAGGAGGAGAGACUGCAAUGAGGACAGAGUUUGUUAGGAUGUAUGGUUAUGAAGAGUUAGGGCAGAGGUUGAAGGAAUUACGGCCGCCGGAUAAGGAGGGUGGGUUUUCAUUGCAGGAGUUGAAUGAAAGGUUGAUAAAGUUAAGGGCAAUCGAAGAGAAGGAAACCGAUGUGCGGAUCAGUGGGGUUAACUUCACGGAUUUAAGGGAUGGCUUGUACACUUUGAAGAGGUUUGACGAAGAAAAACAGAAAAAUAAAUUAGCCCAGAAAGUUGAUAUAUUGGACCUCUUUGGUAGAACUCCAGAGUUUAUGUUGCACCCUCCAAAGGAACAGUUAGUUGAAAAGUAUUUCCAUCCAGAUAACAUGUCUUCUGCUGAAAAAAUGAAAAUCGAGCUUGCAAAAGUUAGAGAUGAGUUUAAGAUGUCAGAAUCAGAUUGUGGAUCUGCACGUGUUCAAGUGGCACAACUCACUACCAAGAUCAAACAUCUAUCAUCAGUUCUGCAUAAAAAGGAUAAGCAUUCUCGAAAAGGUCUUCUAGCAAUGGUGCAGAAGAGGAAGAAGUUGUUGAAGUAUCUCCGAAGAACCGACUGGGAUUCAUACUGUUUGGUUCUGUUGAAGCUUGGUCUCAGGGAUACUGCAGAUUCGAAGAACUACUAGAACUGGUAAGCUAAUGUGGUAGUACAUAACCCUGCAACCUGUUUUUUUUGAAAUUGAAAGAGGUUGCUGGUUCAACUUUGAAUGUGUUGUUUUUGUUCCAAAAAAAUAUUGAAUAGAGAAAAAUGUGGGAGAAAUUGUUUUAUUAUUUUUCAUUAAUAAAUUCUAGUAUCUAUAUAUAAAAAAAAAUCCCCGAGUGAGAGGAAGAUCUCAAGUUAGUGAGUUUUGUUUUAA